Messenger RNA from Sphenostylis stenocarpa, 1053 nucleotides. NCBI's taxonomy places the organism in Eukaryota, Viridiplantae, Streptophyta, Magnoliopsida, Fabales, Fabaceae. The record is from the annotation of a GenBank genome assembly.
AUGGAGCUAUUCCCAGCACAGCCAGAUUUGUCCUUGCAAAUCACCCCUCCAAACAGCAAAUCCACAUCAAGUAAUUGGAGGAGAAGCACAGAAGAGGAGAUGGAUUUGGGGUUCUGGAAGAGAGCUUUGGAGUCCAAAACAAACUCAUCCUUAGUCAAAACAGAUCUCUCCCUCUCCAAUCCAAGGGCUUCUUCUUCAAACACCAACACCAACACCCCCAACCCCAACCCCAACCUUACCCACCACUUCAACAAGAACAAGAAUAAUAAUGUCAUCCCCAUCCCGCAAAACCACUUCUUUCACCACCAAAUCCUGAGCCAAGACCUAGGUUUUCUGAGACCCAUAAGAGGAAUCCCAGUUUACCAAACCCCUCCUUUCUCAUUUGCUCAUUCAGAGCCCCUACUACAUGCUCCCUUCAACGCACCCACAGCUUCAAGCCCCUUCCUCUCCCAAGCUCUGAUCAAGUCAAGGUUCCUCUCACGCUGUCCUCCUAAGCGUAAUGUCAGGGCUCCUCGGAUGCGUUGGACCACUGCACUCCAUGCCCGCUUCGUCCAUGUCGUUGAACUUUUGGGUGGCCAUGAAAGGGCUACACCCAAAUCAGUUCUUGAGCUAAUGGAUGUAAAGGAUCUGACUUUAGCACAUGUUAAGUCUCACUUGCAGAUGUACCGGACGGUGAAAACUACAGAUAGAGCUGCGGCAUCAUCGGGGCAAUCUGAUACUUAUGGUAAUGGCUCUUCUGGAGAUACUUCUGAAGACUUCAUGUUUGAUAUAAACUCAAGGAGGUCUGAACUAUCUAUUAAGCAGGCAAGAACAAGUAUUAAUCAAGAUAAUGACAAUGGUGGCCUUUUGAACAACUCUUCCAGCAAGGAAGCUUGGUUGCACGACAAGCCAAAGGUUGUUGAUUCUAUUGGAAACCUGCCUUCUGCUGAGGGAAUGGAUCCAAAGGGCCUGAGCAAUGAAACAUCAGAUAGAAACUCAUCUUCAAACAUAUCAGGAUCAAGCGCCAAGAAGCCAAAUUUGGAUUUGGAGUUCACCUUAGGUCGAUCACUUUGA